CAAAAUGGAUUGACAGACAGUCGAGCAGAAAACUUCAUUCAUGUUGGAGAUUUAUGUGCUUACUGCUGUUUUCUGACUCACAACAUAUGUAAAUUCAAAUAAACUUUUUGUGUCAUUUGAGUGUUUUGUAAGCCAACAUCCAUGAAGAAAUUUAUGAAAUAAAUUAAAUAUGAACGAGGACAGGCAAGCAAACAGUGAGAGGUUGAUGUCGCCUCGGAGUAUAGGCACAGGGCUUACAAGGAUAAAUUUAAGUUCUGGAAUAACUAAGGAUGCAAAACUUUUGAAACGGAGCGUUGGUCUAUCACGAGAUGGCGGUGGUCUAACAACGCCAAGUCGGGUUGUUAUUUCUGGGUCGUCCCUUGCUCCGAGACGUACACCGUCAGACAGAUACCAAAGUGCAUACCAGUCUGGAUUAAGUAGGCUCGGAGGCUCAAGAAAUGUCAGCGACCCUAAUUUCAGUAGUUCUUCAUUCGGGAAAUAUGAUAGGAGUAAGAAAUCACUUAAUGACACGGACAUCAAUCAAAAUACACUGAGUACACCUUUAAGGAGAAAUACCCCACUCAUUACAUCAAAAUUAAGAGGUGAUGCAGACUUGAGUAAUUUAAGCAAAAAUGUAUCUGUUGGUGUGGAUAUUAAAUCAACAGAUUCUGCAGUGAGAAAAUGUGGACUUCCUUAUGAAAGAGUGGAAGUAAAAAAGACCUUUGAUAAUGAAUCUGGCGUAAUUUCAAAAAGUGCUACUGAUAGUAAUGAAAGUUCUAAAAACGAAGGAUUUCAAACUAAAGGGCUUUCAAAUUUAUAUCCUGAGAAAGUUCAGAAGAAUGUAAAAGCAAACUGUGACAUUAACCUUGAAGACUUUGAAGAAGAUGCGAUAGAUGCUAAAGUGGUAACUUCAAGACAAUCUGGUGAUAGAUUUAAAAAAUCCUUUCAGGAUACCAUUGUUGAAGAGCAAAAGGAAGAAAAUCUAUAUACUUCUCCUAAAAAGGUUGUUGACAAUAAUGUGCUUUCAACUUCUGUAAAGCAAACUUUGAAAGUGGACCUAUCACUCAGAAUGUCAAGGCCACAGGAUAAGCAAGAUUCAAUCGAUAAGCAAGAAUCAAGGUUAAAGGACAAGCAGGGUUCUGUAUCACAGGAAAUGAAAGAUAGAAGGUCACAGGUAAAGCAGGGGUCAAGGUCAGUUGAAGGGCAAAAAACUCUGGACAUAACAAAAGAUUCUGUCCCACAGAGGCCUGCAAGAACUAAAAGUCUUUCCCGGAAACAGAGUGGCGACUUUGGUAAAACUGAGCUUCAAGUAUCGCCGAGAGGUGUUGGUAAUCUGGAAAAUACUGACCAUAAUAGUAACACUGUCCGUAAGUUGAUUAGUGCUACCUUACAUACUGCAAAUGAUAAGAUUUUUAGUGAUGAUACAGAAAAGGCUUCUGAAAAGGUUGAUGUAACACCAGUGCCAAAAGCAAGACUCAGAGUUCAUCGGAAACUGACAAAAAAAGAUGUUGGUUUUAAACAUGUGGAGGAAGAUGAAUACAUUGGGUUUGCCUCACUUCCGGAACAGGCGCACAGGAAAGCCCUGCGACGGGGGUUUAACUUCACUCUCAUGGUUGUUGGCGAGACAGGUCUCGGAAAGUCGACCCUGAUCAACUCUCUAUUCCUAAUGGACCUGUACAAAGACAGGGUAGUUGGAAACAUUGAGGAACGAAUAGAGAAGACAAUAGAGAUAGAGAGAAAAGAGUUGGAGAUUGAAGAGCGAGGUGUUAAACUGAAACUGACCAUUGUAGACACACCGGGAUUCAAUGAUGCCAUCAAUUCAAGUUGGAAGGAGGUAGUUGAGUAUUUGGAUUGUCAGUUUGAUGCCUACCUUCAGGCAGAGAGUGGCCUAAACAGAAAAAAUAUCCAAGACAGGCGAGUACACUGCUGUCUCUACUUCAUCCCGUCAUAUGGACAUGGGUUGAAGCAGUCGGAUGUUAUAAUCAUGAAGAAAAUGCAUCACAAGGUCAACAUUAUUCCACUGAUUGCCAAGGCAGACAUGCUUACACGUUCCGAGCUAAAGAAAAUGAAAGCUAGGAUUCUAAGUGACAUAGAGCGACACCAUAUUGAAAUCUACCAGUACCCAGAUUGUGACAGUGAUGAAGAUGAGGAGUUUAAACAGCAGGAUGCUGAACUAAAGAAUUCCAUUCCAUUUGCAGUCGUUGGCAGUAACACAGUGGUAGAGGCUGGAGGCAAGAAGAUCCGGGGUCGCAUGUAUCCCUGGGGUAUUGUGGAGGUGGAGAACCCUCUACAUUCAGACUUCUGCAAGUUGAGACAGAUGUUGAUUAGCACCCACAUGCAGGAUUUGAAGGAUGUGACGUGUGAUAUCCAUUAUGAGAAUUACAGAGCAGAACAGAUUUUGGAACUGAUGUCCUUGAGCCAAAGAGAACGAGCGAAGUUGAAGCGUGACUCAGUUGCCAACAUGGAGGUGAGCAUGGACACAGACAAACUGCUGCUGGAGAAGGAGGCUGAAAUCCAACGCAUGGAAGAGAUGCUAGUCCGAAUGCAGACCCAAAAGUCUCAAAAUAGUCCACGAAGUAACGGCGCCCUGACAAAAGUUUAACCUUACCUAGUGAGUCACCUCCUGGUAUCUCAGCUAACUUUGUUUCUAAGGCUAUGGAGCACUACUACACCCAAUGGAUUCAAUGGCAAUAUAUAUGAGUUAAUAAGAUUUCUCUGUGAGAUAUUAGUAUCUGUUCGCUAAUUUACAUGGCAACAUAUAUUGUCCAGUGCUGUGUCAUUGCUUGACUGUGAAAAACAGACAUACCGUAGGUGCUGCUGCGGAAAACUGGGAGAUAUACUUUUUGAAUUUGUAGCCACAAACGUCUGUGUUCUGAAACUUAACGGGAUUUGCAUCGUAAAGAUGAAUGAACUCUUUCCAUGAUUGGAAAUCUUCCAGGAAAUGUUGUGCUGUUUUGACGGAGUGCAAUAUAUGCAACUUUUGAAAUUAUUAUAGAAAUAUUUACCCAGAAGCAUUACUGCAGUGAAUACUACUUCAUGUAUAUGCUUUCAACUUGUGUAUGACUUGUAUUGGCAUAAUUAGGUAAUCCAUUUUAGAUUACGAGUCAUUCUUUUCUUAAAGGCAGUACAUUUCAAAUCAUGUGUAUUGUUUGGCUCAUUGUUCUUCCAAUGAGCGAUAAAUACUCUACCAAUCAUUGCUGUAUAUGGCUAGGCACAUCUUUUAUUCUUGAUUAAUGCCUUCUUAAAUUUGCUAAUGAUUUUCUCUUGAAGUGAAGAUUUUAACAUAAUCAAAAUCAUUUACUUUAGGUUAUAACCUACAUUUCCAGCCAAUAAAAUAAUCUAUCUGCAUUCUUAAUCCUUUUACUACCGUAUUUGUUUUUCUUAGUCAUUAAGAUUUUAUAUAAUAAGUUUUAAGAGAUAAGCCAUUUAAAAACAUUAUCCAUCCCAGGGGCUGUAUUCAUAAAUUAUCUUUAGUUUUUUCUUGACUUAUGUCAAUUUCUUAAACUUUUCAUUGUCAAAUUAAAAGAAAUGUUAAAACAAAUAAACAUUUAAGUAUGUUUUUUUCAUUAAGGAUGAUGAAAUGACAUAUUUCAGAAAUUAAAAAGUUUUUGUCUCAUGGGACCAGUGAGAUAGUUAAAUAAGGGAAGUGAGUUAAGGUAGGCAAUGUAUUGAGAAACUCAGGGAGGCAAAAUAAAGAAAAUUCUGUGGAGGCUCCUAUUCAUUUUUUUGGUUACAAAAUUGAAAUCAAACUUUGAAAGGGAGUCAAUCUAAUUUGAACGUGCUUUCUUGCUGUGGGUUGAACGUUUUAAUGGAAAAGCUCAAACUAUUCUGAAGAUGUUCAUCACACAUCCAAUUUUGUGGGACCAUUUAUUAUCAUACUAAAGUGUUUAUUGACGUUUACGUUAUUUCAACAUGAAAUGCUCUGUACAUUAAAAUACGGAAAAAAAACAAUUGUGAAUAUUUAAUUUAUUUUAAACCAAUUUGGGAACUUAUUGUGAGCAAAAUACAAAAACCAUAGUAUUCCAAGGUUUUUAUGAUGAAACUGUUUGGUCAUUUUUCAGUUAAACUUGCAUUGAUUAUUAUGCCCCCCUUCGAAGAAGAGGGGUAUAUUGCUUUGCACAGGCAUGUCGGUAUGUCGGUCGGUCGGUUGGUCCGUCGGUAGACCAAAGCUUGUCCGAGUGAUAACUCAACAAUUCCUGGACGUAUGGUCAUCAAACUUCACAUAAAGGUUGGGCCUGACCAGUAGAUGACCCCUAUUGAUUUUGGGGGUCAUCGGGUCAAAGGUCAAGGUCACAGUGACCUUUAAUGGUAAAAUAAUUUUAAAGCUUGUCCGAGUAAUAAUUCAACAAUGCCUGCACCCAUGGCCCUCAAACUUGACAUGGAGGUUGGGCCUGAACAGUAGAUGACCCCUAUUGUUUUUGGGGGUCAUCAGGCCAAAGGUCAAGGUCACAGUGACCUUUAAUGGUAAAAGGUCGUCCGAGUGAUAACUUGACAAUGCCUGCACCCAUGGCCCUCAAACUUGACUUGGAGGUUGGGCCUGACCAGUAGCUGACCCCUAUUGUUUUUGGGGCUCAUCGGGUCAAAGGUCAAGUUCACAGUGACCUUGAAUGGUAAAAGGUUGUCCGAGUGAUAACUCAACAAUGCCGGCACCCAUGGCCCUCAUUAUUAAAAUGGAGGUUGGGCCUGACCAGUAGAUGAUCCCUAUUGUUUUUGGGGGUCAUUGGGCCAAAGGUCAAGGUCACAGUGACCUUGAAUAGUAAAAGGUUGUCCGAGUGAUAACUCAACAAUGCCGGCACCCAUGGCCCUCAUAAUUGAAUUGGAGGUUGGGCCUGACCAGUAGAUGACCCCUAUUGUUUUUGAGGGUCAUCGGGCCAAAGGUCAAGGUCACAGUGACCUUGAAUGAUAAAAGGUUGUCCGAGUGAUAAUUCGACAAUGCCUGCACCCAUGGCCCUCAUAAUUGAAUUGGAGGUUGGGACUGACCAGCAGAAGACCCCUAUUGUUUUUGGGGGUCAUCGGGCCAAAGGUCAAGGUCACAGUCACCUUGAAUGGUUAAUGGUUUUCCAUGUGAUAACUUGACAAUGCCUACACCCAUGGCCCUCAAACUUGACUUUGAGGUUGGGCCUGACCAGUAGAUGACCCCUAUUGUUUUUGGGGCUCAUCGGGUCAAAGGUCAAGUUCACAGUGACCUUGAAUGGUAAAAGGUUGUCCGAGUGAUAACUCAACAAUGCCGGCACCCAUGGCCCUCAUUAUUAAAAUGGAGGUUGGGCCUGACCAGUAGAUGACCCCUAUUGUUUUUGGGGGUCAUUGGGCCAAAGGUCAAGGUCACAGUGACCUUGAAUGGUAAAAGGUUGUCCGAGUGAUAACUCAACAAUGCCGGCACCCAUGGCCCUCAUAAUUGAAUUGGAGGUUGGGCCUGACCAGUAGAUGACCCCUAUUGUUUUUGGGGGUCAUCGGGUCAAGGUCACAGUGACCUUGAAUAGUAAAAGGUUGUCCGAGUGAUAAUUCGACAAUGCCUGCACCCAUGGCCCUCAUAAUUGAAUUGGAGGUUGGGACUGACCAGCAGAAGACCCCUAUUGUUUUUGGGGGUCAUCGGGCCAAAGGUCAAGGUCACAGUCACCUUGAAUGGUUAAUGGUUUUCCAUGUGAUAACUUGACAAUGCCUACACCCAUGGCCCUCAAACUUGACUUUGAGGUUGGGCCUGACCAGUAGAUGACCCCUAUUGUUUUUGGGGGUCAUCGGGCCAAAGGUCAAGGUCACAGUGACCUUGAAUGGUAAAAGGUUGUCCGUGUCAUUACUCGACAAUGCCUGCAUCCACGGCCAUCAAACUUGAAUUGGAGGUUGGGCCUGACAAGUAGAUGGCCCCUAUUGAGUUUAGGGGUCAUUGGGCCAAAGGUCAAGGUAACAGUGACUUCGAACGAUAAAAGGUUGCCCAAGUGAUAACUCAACAAUGCCUGCACCCAUGGCCCUUAAACUUGACUUGGAGGUUGGGCCUGACCAGUAGAUGACCCCUAUUGAUUUAAGGGGUCAGAGGUCAAGGUCACAGUGACCUUGAAAGCAAACUUGACAAUUCCUGGACCUAUGGUCAUCAAACUUGACAUGAAGGUCGGGCCUGACCAGUAGAUGACCCCUCUUGUCUUUGGGGGUCAUCAGGCCAUGGUCAAGGUCACAGUAACCUUUAACGCAAAAAAGUUAACAAAUCUUCUCCCAGUGAUAUCUCAACAAUGCCUGAAUCUAUGAUCAUCAAACUUGACAUAUAAGUUGGGCCUGACCAGGAGAUGACCCUUAUUGAUUUUAGGAGUCAUUGGGUCAAAGGUCAGGUUCACAGUGACCUUAUAUGCGAAAAUGUUUCAAGUGAUAAUUUGACAAUGCCUGCACCCAUGGCCCUCAAACUUGACUUGGAGUUGUGUCUGACCUGUAGAUGACCCCUUAUGAUUUAAGGGGUCAUUGGAUCAAAGGUCAAGGUUACAGUGACCUUGAACGAAAAAUGCUUGUCUGUGUGAUAACUUGUCAAUGCCUGCACCCAUGUCCCUCAAACUUAACAUUUAGAUUUUUGGUGACCAGCUGAUGACUACUAUGGAUUUUGAGGUCAAAGGUCAUGGUCAUAACACACUCUAUCCUCAAACUUUGAAUGGUCAUAAUCUUAAAACUGCCUCAACGGCAUACAAUGUUAGCGACAAAUCAGCUGUCAUUUCGGCCCGUGGAUAUUUCAUUCAAUUGUCCAUAUAAUCCUGACAACAUGGC
This is a messenger RNA of Mya arenaria, 6720 nucleotides long. Its product is annotated as septin-5-like. The record is from RefSeq and is a predicted model, not a curated record. The coding region runs from base 170 to 2581 and encodes 803 amino acids. Lineage: Eukaryota; Metazoa; Mollusca; Bivalvia; Myida; Myidae. Gene Ontology annotation, molecular function: molecular adaptor activity; GTPase activity; GTP binding. Gene Ontology annotation, cellular component: synaptic vesicle; cell division site; septin ring. Gene Ontology annotation, biological process: regulation of exocytosis; cytoskeleton-dependent cytokinesis. The transcript is spliced from 12 exons.